AUGUCAAACGCAAGUUCAACUCCUACACCAACCUCUGCACAAACUGUGGAUAUUUCAACAAAUGCCAAUCUCCUACUUCCACCACUGAAUAACUUAAAAAGAAAAGCUGCAGCUCGGUCUAAUGUGUGGGAACAUUUUGAUAAGUUAAAGAAGGAAGAAGGUACAAAUGAUGAUGAACCUAGGUGCAUAUGUAAGUAUUGUGAGCAAGAUUACGGAUGUGACUCCCGUAAUGGUACUUCUUCCUUAUGGUAUCAUUUAAAGACUAAAUGUAGGACAUCUCCACUUAGAGAUGUCAAAAGUCAAAAACUCUUAUCGUUUGUCAAGGAGGAUAAGGGUAGUAUAGUGAGUUGGUCCUUUAGUAAGGAGAGAUCUAGACUUGCAUGUGCCCAGAUGAUUAUUCGUGAUGAGCUUCCAUUUAGCCAUGUAGAGAAUGUGGGGUUUAGAGAUUUAAUGCAAGAAGUCCAACCAUAG
This is a messenger RNA of Prunus armeniaca (apricot), 471 nucleotides long. The record is from the annotation of a GenBank genome assembly. Lineage: Eukaryota; Viridiplantae; Streptophyta; Magnoliopsida; Rosales; Rosaceae.